ACAAAACUACUAAAUUAAGACAGAAUGCUCUGGCAGCUGUGCCCGUUUCUUCCUCCACUCUCACCAGGUCUCAGUCCUCUUCCUACCUCUGCUUUCCCCAGCUUCCAGUUCCCUCAUUGUCUGGUGAGCUUCCUCAGCCUCAGUGGGUGCUGUCCUGUGGGCAAAGCUGCCUGCCUGUUGUCUUCUGUCCUCUCUGCAUGCACUUCCUGUUGGUGAUCUGGAAGGUGUGAGGGGCAACCUGCCUGCCACCCAGGUGGUGAUUGGACUCUAGACCAUGUGCCUAGGUAGUAUUUCCUUUCUCCGCAGCUCCACUCCCCCAGCAGCGCUCACCACACCCUUGUUCUGAGAACCUCAUGAGCUAAGCUCUUGUCAGCAUCCAGCCAUGGGGGAUAUGAAAACCCCAGAUUUUGAUGACCUUCUGGCUGCCUUUGACAUCCCAGAUCCCACAAGUCUUGAUGCCAAGGAGGCCAUCCAGACACCCAGUGAGGAGAGUGAAAGUCCCCUGAAGUCUUCAGGCAUGUGUAUGGAUGAGAAUGUGUCCUUGUCUCACUCAGGAUCAGCCCCAGAUGUGCCGGCUGUGAGUGUCAUUGUCAAGAACACCAGCCGCCAAGAGUCAUUUGAAGCAGAGAAAGACCACAUUGCUCCAAGUCUCCUUCACAAUGGAUUUCGGGGUUCAGACCUGCCUCCAGACUCCCACCACUGUGGAAAGUUUGAUUCUACUUUCAUAAAUGGAGACAGUGCUAGGAGUUUCACAAGCAAGCUGGAGCCUUCCAAGUCAGAGCCAUUACCAACCUUUAACCAGUUUAGCCCAAUCUCUAGCCCAGAACCCGAGGAUCCUGUCAAAGAUAGUGGGUUUGGGAUAAAGUCCAAGCACUCUGAUAGUUAUUUCCCACCUCCUGCUGGGUGUGGAGCUGUGGGGGGCCCAGUGUUGGAAGCUCUGGGUAAGUUCCCAGUCCCGGAGCUACACAUGUUUGAUCACUUUUGUAAGAAAGAACCCAAACCAGAACCCUUGCCUUUGGAGAGCCAGCAGGAGCAGGAGCGGGGUGGGCCGAAGGUGGUGGAGCCCCACAAAGAUCUGGAUUCCAGUCGGUUCUUUGGGGAAGCAUUAGAAUUCAAUAGUCACUCUAACAACAGUAUUGGAGAGCCUAAGAAACUUGCUUCAGAAUUUAGUGCUUGCUCCUCUGUUCCACCUAGGCAGCGUCUGAAGCCAGCCCAUUCCAAACUAUCUUCUUGUGUUGCAGCCUUGGUGGCCCUACAGGCCAAAAGAGUGGCCAAUGUCACCAAGGAGGAUCAGCCUGGUCACACAAAGGAUUUCUCAGGGCCCACUAAAGAGGGUUCUAAAGGCAGCCCCAAAAUGCCCAAGUCACCAAAGAGUCCCCGGAGCCCUCUGGAGGCCACUAGAAAAAGUAUCAAGCCAUCAGACAGCCCUCGGAGCAUCUGCAGUGAUAGUAGCAGCAAAGGGUCUCCUUCUGUGGCUGCCAGCUCCCCACCAGCAAUUCCCAAAGUCAGAAUCAAAACAAUUAAGACGUCAUCAGGGGAAAUCAAACGGACUGUUACAAGGAUCCUGCCAGACCCUGAUGAUCUAAGUAAGUCCCCUGUUGAGUCACCUGUAGGGAGCACCAUUGCUGAGACCCCCAGUGAGGUGCCAGGGGAUGAGGGCACAGCCCUGCCUGUGGAAGAGCACUUUCCUGAGGCGGGCAUAAAUUCAGGGAGCCCCCAGAGUGACAGAAAAGGGGAUGAGAGCGUGACAAAGGCCAGUGACUCGACAUCUCCCUGCCGUGGCUCUGGGCCCCGGGCCCCGAAAGGUGCUGCCUUGAAUUCCCAGGCGAGCAAGAAGCAGCAGAGCACAGCUCUUCCGGCAUCAGCCCUGGCCUCUGCCAGUCUGCUGCCCAAAGCUGUACACCUGGCCAACUUGAACCUGGUCCCUCACAGUGUUGCUGCAUCUGUGACUGCCAAGUCCUCAGCACAGAGACGGAGCCAGCCUCAGGUCACGCAAAUGACAGUGCCCCUGGUCCACCAGGUGAAGAAGGCCGCCCCUCUAAUCGUGGAGGUCUUCAACAAGGUCCUCCAUAGCUCUAACCCUGUGCCCCUCUAUGCGCCAAAUCUCAGCCCACCUGCAGACAGCAGAAUCCACGUGCCGGCCAGUGGGUACUGCUGCCUGGAGUGUGGAGACGCGUUUGCCUUAGAGAAGAGCCUGAGCCAGCACUACAGCCGGCGGAGCGUCCACAUUGAGGUGCUGUGUACACUUUGCUCUAAGACGCUGCUCUUCUUCAACAAGUGCAGUCUGCUUCGGCAUGCCCGUGACCACAAGAGCAAGGGACUUGUCAUGCAGUGCUCGCAGCUGCUUGUGAAGCCCAUCUCUGCGGACCAGAUGUUUGUGACAGCUCCUGUGAACUCCACAGCACCAGCAACCCCAGCCGCUUCUUCCUCCCCCAAACCCAGCCCCACUUCAGGCAAUGCCAACUCUGCAAUUCCAGCCUUGCCACUUUACCCAGACCCAGUGAGGCUCAUCCGGUAUGGAACCAAAUGUCCUGAAUGUCACAAGCAGAUGCGAGACUAUAUGGUCCUGGCUGCACAUUUCCAGAGGACAACAGAGGAAACUGAGGGGCUGACCUGCCAGGUAUGCCAGAUGCUGCUGCCAAACCAAUGUAGUUUCUGUGCACACCAGCGGAUUCAUGCCCACAAGUCCCCCUACUGCUGCCCGGAGUGUGGUGUCCUCUGUCGCUCUGCCUACUUCCAGACUCACGUAAAGGAGAAUUGCCUACACUAUGCUCGAAAAGUGGGCUACAGGUGCAUCCACUGUGGUGUCAUCCACCUGACUUUGGCCUUGCUGAAAAGCCACAUCCAGGAGCGACACUGCCAGGUUUUCCACAAGUGUGCAUUCUGCCCCAUGGCCUUCAAGACUGCCAGUAGUACAAUGGACCACAGUACCGCCCAGCACCCCACCCAGCCCCACAGACCCUCCCAGCUAAUUUAUAAGUGCUCCUGUGAAAUGGUCUUCAAUAAGAAGAGGCACUUUCAACAGCAUUUUUACCAGAAUGUCAGCAAGUCACAGGCGGGUGUCUUCAAGUGCCCCGAGUGCCCACUCCUAUUUCUGCAGAAGCCGGAAUUAAUGCAGCACGUGAAGAGUACCCACGGUGUUCCCAGGAACGUGGAUGAGCUAUCCAGCCUCCAGGCUUCGGCGGACACACCCUCUAGUCGCCCUGCUUCUCGAGCUCCCUCUGAGCCCCCAGCUACAAGCGUAGCCGCUAGAGGCAGCUCCCUGACUGCUGGUCGCUGGGGCCGGCCAGAAACCCACCGCAGCAGGGCUGAAGCCAGGCCCCGGAUGAGGAGCACUGGUUGGACCUGCCAGGAGUGCCAGGAAUGGGUUCCCGAUCGAGAGAGCUAUGUGUCCCACAUGAAAAAGAGCCAUGGCCGGACACUGAAGCGGUACCCGUGCCGGCAGUGUGAACAAUCCUUCCACACCCCCAGCAGCCUGCGCAAACACAUACGUAACAACCACGACACAGUAAAGAAGGUCUACACUUGUGGGUACUGCACCGAGGAUAGCCCCAGCUUUCCUCGGCCCUCCCUCCUGGAGAGCCACAUCAGCCUUAUGCAUGGUAUCAGAAACCCUGAUUUGAGCCAGACAUCCAAAGUCAGACAUCCAGGUGGACAUUCCCCUCAGGUGAACCAUCUGAAAAGACCAGUCAGCAAAAUGGCAGAUGCUCCAGGCGCUAGCAAUGGCGCGACUGUUUCCUCUACCAAAAGGCACAAAUCCCUAUUUCAGUGUGCGAAAUGCAGCUUCUCCACAGCCUCAGAGCUCGAGUUCCAGAGCCACAUACCUCAGCACCAGGUGGACAGCUCCACAGCCCAGUGUCUCCUCUGCGGCUUAUGCUACACGUCUGCCACUUCCCUCAACCGCCACCUGUUCAUAGUCCACAAAGUGAGAGACCAGGAGGACGAGGAGGAGAUCGUGGAAGUGAAGGUGGAAGCCACAGACACAGAGACAUGCUCUGGAGAGGAGGUGGCCGUGGAGACUAGAGAGAAUGGACUGGAAGGAUGUGCCAGUGAGCCUUUGGUGGCUGACCUAGAGCCAAGGAGAUCACUAGGCCUGUCCCUGGAGGAAGACAGUGCCCAAGGCCCUCAGAAUCAACCACAGGCCUCUCAGGACCAGAAUAGCCAUGCACUAUCUCCUCAGGUGUGACCAGAGGCUUUGUAGCCAUCAACCAGGUCGUGGCACCUUCACCUGCUGUGCAGACUAUGAAAUAAAAAGCUCUGCCCCAGUAUGUGCGUGGCCACUGUGCUCUGGAGCAGUGUCUGUCCUGAGCUGUAGAUUCUGGAUGUCCCCAGCCCCAGAAAAUAUGGGGUCAUCCAGAAUCUCUCACAACUCUGGAUUUGCUUGUGUUAUUUAUAUGGCUUUAUGCUGCUUCCUGGUACCCCAGUUCUCAUACGUGUCCUUCCAGCCCUAGGCUACUUAGGUAGUACAACCCCAGUGCUGUCAUCUCAGCUUCAGCCCCUCAGUGGCUGUACUCUGGGCUCCCUACCUGCUGUAUUCAGCAGGAAUUCCUCAGAGCUCCGUUUCCCUAUAGACACCAGCUCUCCUUCCUGCCUUCAGAGCCCAAGAAGGAGGGAAUGAAGGGUGCUGGCCUUUCCCCUGGAAUUGUGCCCAGCCUGGCUUGGUGAGGUCUCUUGCUCACCCUUUCCUUCCUGUCUUCUCUGAUUCUUCUCCCCAGAAACAUCCUGAGGACUUCACUGUCACACUGGCUGAGCGUGUCUCUGUGGGUGGGGGAAGUGUCAGUACACUCCUGUUCGGAACUGAGGAGAGCAUGAAGUAUGGCCAAGGCAGGCAGGUGCCGAGAGCCAGGCCCUCCUCCUGCUGCUAUCCUGCAAUCCCUGACAGGUGGGGCGUGGGGUACACAGACAUUGGGAUAUUUGUAUUCUUGCUCCUGUGCCAUUAGAGAGGCUGCUGCCUCAGGCAGGCCAGUCCCUCCUCCUCUCGGCUACAUUCUUGUUGCUCAGACUAUAUUUCAAUAAAAAAAUCUUCUUACCAUGCAGGUAGGCUCUUGUAUUCAUCUUCAGGUGAGCUAGCCCUUCUUCCCAGAGUGCCCUGACUGCCUAUCUGAAGGAAACUGUUUCUGCUGCCCAUGGAGCUCUAGGUUCCGGACUUCUAAAGGAGCAGAGGGAGGGCAUCAGUACUGGUCCAAAGCUACCUCCAAGGACUCUGGCCUAAGGCCUAUUGAUAUUCUCUGGGAGUCUUUCCAUUAAAGGGCUUUCAAUCCAAGAGGUUCUUGGUGAGGGGUAGGAAGAAGGAAUUCUGUGACUUUUGUACAGCAUUUGGAAACCAUUGCCAUUGCCACAGCAAACCCAGACAUGGUAGAGUUAGGGUUAGAUGAGAGGUGGGUUCUGCCUGAGCACGCAGGACAGGUUGUGGGACAAAGUUCUCUGACCCAGAUGGCCUGGGGCGAGGCCCAGCAGGAUCCCGUGCAUCACAGGGAAGGGGUGCUGACUGAGGUCUUAAGCCAUGGUCUCUCCAGGGACGCAUGAAUAUGUAUUAGGAAUCAAGCUGGAGAAAUAUGCAUGACCUUUUCACAAUUGAAGACUUUUUUUUCUUGCUCUAUCAAAUGCCAAAUUUGUAGUGAAAGACUAAUUAAUGGCAGUAGGGAGAGUUAGUUCUUGCCUCAAGUCAGAGAGGCUCUGCUGUCUAUACCAUUUAAAUGAGCGUUCUUCCUGGGGGGCUCUAUCUCCCUUCUUCCCCAGCUGGCGAUGAGGGAAAGCCAGCCACUGUCCCUUCCCAGUUCCAUCACAUAACCCUGGUUUCUCUUGAGAUCCCACCAAUCUUUCUCCUUAGGCUAAUCCCCAUUGCAGGGAGUGUACCCCAGCUCAUUCAUGAGAACAGGUUCUUGAGGUGAAUAGAGGGCUUUGAACUGUGUAGCUGCAUUUCUUCCCACUCCGAAACCAUGGGAGCUGGAACCCAGAAGGUGGAGAAACUGCGGGUGGAGCAGCUGUCCCCAUGCCAGGUCCAACCUCUUGGAGUAGGAGAAUAGAAACUGCUCUGGGAAGCCUGAGCCGUUGCCUGAGUUCUUCCUGCCCUCAGCCAGCUCCUAACAGCCCUCCUCACAGGCUCCUCCUCAGAGCAAUCCCCAUCCAGCUCCUUCCAGGCUCUCCUGAGGUCAUAAGUGUGCAUGCACUAGUUUCUAGAACACUUAUGUGGGCCUGGAGACUGGAGCAUCUCAUCGGCUGCUCACAUUUGGAUGUGGGGUAUCAGUUAAGAAGUGGCCUGCAUGUCUAUCCAUUAUUCAAUGAUGAUGAAGAUAGCAUUUCCAGUCCUGCUCAUGGCCAGAGAUGUUCAUUUAAUCCUCACAAGGAUCUCAGUUAUCCUUCUGUUUUACAAAGAAAACAGCCGUACAGAGGUUGGAUAACAGGUUGGGCCACCUGUGAUGAUGGUGCUGAGUCAAGCCUGUCAAUCACUGUGCUACCUUAGUGACAGAGCUGCUCUGGCUGCUGCCAGCCUAUUGGCAGCAUGGAGCCAUCCAAAAUGCCCCCUUUCCAAAAAGGCAGGGUGCCCCAUCAUGUCAGAUCCUCCAUAGAGUCCACCAGUGCCUUGUCACCCCAAGGAGGGCCCUGCAUUUGCGUGCACGGUGUCCCUGUAAUGCCCAUUCUCACUGGGGUUCACUUUGCUAUCUAAAGACCCAUCGUUUCUGGAGCACUGCAGAAGACGUUACCUAACUCUUGGGGAACACCCGGUUCCCUUGGAGAUAGUCUCCCGAUUGUUCAUACUGAUUUUCAAUGCACUGUUGUUUGUCAUCUGAGGAUGCUUGCCGUAUUUCACUGCUGCCGUGGAUGCUCUCCUCAAGUGAGGGCAGAUUCUCUACUCUCCAGAAACUACCAACACUGAGGCCUGACAAAGGACUAGUAUUUAUACUUUAACUGCUUUGUCUUUGUAAAAUGAUACGCCAAAUUACCAUGGACUAAUUGUUGUAAAAAAUUUGCCUCUUAUGUAAACAGUCUGGGUUUUAAAAACUUAAUGGUUGCAUUGUCUUCUCCCCCUCCCCGAAUUCCACCUUUUGCCUUUCCCCAGACUGAGGAACUUCUGUCCUGUUCGCCAUCGUACAUUCAGCACCAGGUAAAUUUUGAAAAAAAUAGAUACAUAUACAUUUGACAACAAAACAUCGCACAGCGCAAAUGAAUAUACAAUAAAAAGUAAACUUCCUGACAGAGGUGAGCCUCCAGGGCCCUCACCAGAGUCCCUCAUUGUUAUCUCUAUCUGUGUACCCUUUCAGAGCAAUUCUAUGCAUUUAUGAGUUUAUAAAUAUGUAUAUUUAUAUAUCUAUUUUUAAUACAAACAGUAGCAUUCUAUACGCUA
This is a messenger RNA of Microtus ochrogaster (prairie vole), 7345 nucleotides long. RefSeq names its product zinc finger protein 592 (gene Znf592). Lineage: Eukaryota; Metazoa; Chordata; Mammalia; Rodentia; Cricetidae. The record is from RefSeq and is a predicted model, not a curated record.